This is a messenger RNA of Diabrotica virgifera virgifera (western corn rootworm), 4435 nucleotides long. RefSeq lists its product as uncharacterized. The coding region runs from base 284 to 955 and encodes 223 amino acids. The transcript has 3 exons. NCBI's taxonomy places the organism in Eukaryota, Metazoa, Arthropoda, Insecta, Coleoptera, Chrysomelidae. The record is from RefSeq and is a predicted model, not a curated record.
UCCGUGUAGCAGCUCCACAUAGUGGAUACGUGAUACGUUGGUGAUCGCCGCUCGGUGCUCACCCUCUUCGAUUCAACCGGUUUGCGGUCUAUAUGCAGGGGAGCGCAGGCCACAUGCCAUAUCCAUUUGAGCUGCUACACGGAGCGGAUUCAUCGUUGUGUUGAUACGUACCUGAACGAUCCAACUUCUGUCGGUUAUUCAACGAACGCUUACACAAUACGUAUUGAGACGGGAACGCGAUAGGUUUGUGGUUUUGGCGCGCUUGAAUUGCAAUAUUUGUGUAAUGGAGUGGAAGUCGGAAAGACAUGUUCUAAAACUUAUUGAAGCUUACCGUAGAACAUCCUUAUUGUGGGAUUUUCAAGAUCCGAAGUAUUAUAAAAAACCUAUUAAAGUCAAGGCCUGGAGGGAAAUAGGACAAGAAGUAAACAUGCCUUGGGACGAGUGUAGAAGAAAAAUACAGUCCUUGUUGGGUUCUUACCGGCGUGAGAAAUACAGAAUAAGACAGGGUAAAAGAUCAGGUGACGCUUACGUCAGUAGGUGGUACGCUUACGAAGCUCUCACGUUUCUAGAUGGCAGGAAGAUGCCAACGCAGCGACCUAAGAUGCAACCAGAAGAUAUGAUGGAAGAUGUAGAUGACAUCGGAGUAGAGGUCAGUCUUUCGGAACUAAGCCCAGAGACAUCAGCAUCUUCGCCUAUUAACAUACCCAGUACGCGAGCCAAGACAGAUGAUUAUCCUACUUCAUCAAUGCUGGGCAGUGAAUUUAAUAUUUUCGACACAGUAAGGGAAAAACCGAACGAGACUGACACAUUUUUCACGUAUGUCGCUACAAAAGUGAAUAAUUAUUCCAGGGAGACUCAGACCGCGGUGCAGCAUGCAGUAUUCGAAAUACUUAUGAAAGCUGAUAAAGGGUUUUAUGAGUCGGCAAGUUCAGAUAAUCAGCAAUCUAACAGCUGAUAUAAAAUAAAAAUAAAAACAUUUAUUGCCUAAUAAAAUAUAUAAUUCAUUAUCUUCUUCUUCUUUCUCGAAACUCCUUAUGCCCCUCAGGGGCGUCGGAGGUUUUAUUCAUCUUCUAUCCAUCUCUUCCAUUUCUUGCGGUCCUUUGCUAACUCUUUCAUUUGUUGAUGUGUUUUUCCUUAUUCCUGUCCAAUUUAAAAUUGGAUUUGAUUAGGAGCACUUUAUACACAGCUAAUCGCUUUCCACUCGCAGGACCGUCCCCUAAUUCAUUAUCUUAAGAUAUUUUAUUUCUUCUUUUUCGAUGUUCCGCUGCUGCACCAACUCCUUUGAACAGCUUCGGUUAAGGAUUUCUGAUUCUUCUUGCCUUGGUUGUCUAGACAUCUUCUGUAUGUAUUUUUUGUGGCAUCGCACCUACUUUCCUGCACCGAUUUUGCAACCACAUGGCUAUUGUCUGAUCAGAUGGUCGAUGUUUUUGUCUAAACAUCCUCUGUACACGAUUUCUGUUGAGGAUGUCUCUGGUAUUUAGGGGUCAUCUUGUGGCCUGGUGGAAGAAAUAUGAAGUCCUGUUCUCGGUCACGUCCCUCAGUGGUGUAUACUGCAGCCUUUCUCGGGUGGUUGCGUUGGAAGCACGGUCUUGUAUUGCUGCUCUUCCAAUGAGCCGGUAGCAUGUCGUCUCUAUGGUUUCAAGCCUCUUCCAGUUGGUUUUCACCGUGGAGCUCCAUACUGGGACCACAGUAUAAAGAGGGACAGUAGAACCACUCUCCGAAAAAUUGGAAGUAAAAACUGUAGUCGCGCAUGGCGACCGCGCAAUGUUGGUAGUCGCUUUUGCCGCACUCUCGCAUUGCUAUUCGCAUAGAAACGUACGGCUUUUAACAGGGAAAAUAACCCGCAUCUACCACUGGUGAAUUACCAAAUGCGUACUGCCGGUAUUACUUCCUGAGAUCAAAGCGCCGACAGAGGAGUGAUUUUACUGUGGAACCUCUAUAUACUGUGCCGGGACCGCAAACAGCAUCACAGACCUAACAUAGGCCUGGUAAAAAUGAAUCUUCUUCUUCGUCAGGGGUGAGGACCUAAAAAUUUAAGGUUUUAUUAGUAUUUUUUACUAAUGCAGCUUUUACCUUGAUUUGCUUUGCAUGCAGCGUGAAGUUCAGCUUUAUGUCUAGGUGGACUCAUAAGUAUUUUACGGACGCGUUAUCUUGACUGCGUUGAUCUUGAUUUUCCAUUUGUCCUUUCCAAGUGGUCUUCUAGUUCCGAACAAUUCUUCUGUCGUCUUUUCCUGCUGUGUAGAUGGCAGUAUCGUCUGCAUACAAAGCUGAACUUAUUCUUUCAUCUGUUGGUAAAUCUGAAACAAAAAUAUUAUAUAAACCUGAGGCAUCUUUCGGUCAGUUGAAAUUUGAAAAGUUCUAUUAGUUAGAUAUUUAUCGCAAAUAUUAACCAACUAUUGAGGUAACCUGUCCAUCGUGAAGAUAAGUGCUUUCUUCCAGACCGUGUCGUAUGCUUUUUCUGCGUUCAGGAUGGCCAUUCCUGUCUUCUGAUUUCUGUGGAACCGAAUUUUGGUGUCGCUGAUAACUCUUGCUAGUUGUAGUUCGCAGUUUCUUCCUUUCCUGAAUCCAAAUUGGUCCUCCUGUACGAUUCUUCUUCUUUCUGCAUGUUUCAUUAAGCUCUUGUAGAUUAGCUUCUCCCAUAUGUUUCCUAAUGGUUCCAGUAGGUAUAUUGGCUUGCAGUUUUAUGGUCUUCUUCCAUCCUUUUUCGGUUUUAGUAGAGGGAUGGUCUUGUCCAGUUGUUCAGAAAAUGAGAAUUUUCAAGGCAAAAUCUUAAAAUGUAGUAGAGCAGUACUCAUUUUCUUCGGUAGUUUCUUGAGUAGGAUGUUGUGUAUUCCUUCCUGUCGUCAUCCACUUCCGACUGAGUCGUUUAUUUCAGAACACUAUUCAGAUUUUGUAUAAAAUAUCUUACUUAAUUGUAGUUUAAUCUAGUAAUGUUUAAAUGAGUUUUAAUAUUAUUCAUAUGUAUUGAAAAAAAUAAAUGAGUUCAAAAUCAAAUGCUUAAUUGCUGCAAUAUUACCUUGAUAUUAUAUCCUUGCCAUUCAUUAUGGUAGGGGAGCAAAGUAUGCUAAAUGUUCAGUCACUCGAGCGCUUUGGAGACCUAUUGGGUUGUGAAGAGUAGGUCCUAAAACCAAAAAAAGUUAAGUAACAUUUUCCAUUUUAGUGGGCGCUUGGCAUUUCUUAAUUUAAUUUUCCAUUUCCAACAAUCGAUUUUUCCGAUUAUAACGCCAUCUAUGCAUAAUUUGAAAAAUGUUACUUAUUUUUUCGUAAGGAAUCCAAAUCUGCAAUAAAAAAUGGGGGCUCCUAUUUAAGAUUUUAAAGUAACCCCCCACCCCACAUGCAUAAUUUGAAAAAUGUUACUUAUUUUUUCGUAAGGAAUCCAAAUCUGCAAUAAAAAAUGGGGGCUCCUAUUUAAGAUUUUAAAGUAACCCCCCACCCCACCUCCGUGGGGGGUUGUGUUUGGUGCUAUUCGAUAGAUUUUUUAAAAAUGUGUAUUUUACAGUUUUUCGAUCUGAUGUUCAUUUCGCGAAAUAUCGCGGGAUUCUUAUUGUGAAACUUUGGGACUCCCCCAUUUCCUUACUCCCGGCUCAAAUCGUCAGAUUUUUCAAAUAUACACUAUUUUGCAUGUAGUUAACUUACCUUAUCUUAAUCUGACAAUUUCGAGUUUUUAUAAGGAUUAAUUUUUUUUCGGGCCCCCCUUAACGAACUCCCCUGUGUUAAGAGCCAAUAUAUGGUAGAGGUACAUCUGCAGGGUACCAGGUUUCUCCCCAUAUGAUAAUCUGACGCGCUCGAGUAACUGCAAAAAUCCCCGCUUGGGCUCCCCUACCAUUAACAAGUACUGCGCAAGCUUUUGGUAAUAUAUACUAACUAUUAAAAUAUGUCCAACAUGACGGCUUCGAAAUCCUAAAGAUGUACCAUGUACGGAAGACUAUUAGUAUAUGAUUCUCCCGUGGCUAUAAGUAGAAUUGUCACUGCCAACUUGGAAUAAUAAAAAUGACUAAUUUAAAAAAAAUAAAACUACAGAUAGUCUGUCCGCUAUAACUUUUCCCAUGCGGUACGACAUUUUUAAUCAAAUUAAGUCAAAACAGAAAGUGAAACGUACGCCGAUGUGUGUAGUAUAUAGUAUACAGUAUACAAAAUGUAUAUACACAUCGACGUUCGUUUCAAUUUAUGUUUUGGCUUAAUUUUAUUGAAAAUGAAUCGUACCGCAUGGGAAAAUGACCAGAUAUUCACAAUAAAAGAGAUAAUGGAAAAAUGCUGGGACUUUGAUCUUCUAAAGAGAAUUAAAUGCUACAAAGGUGUUACAUCAGCUAUUCGAUGUUUUUUUACGCUAGAUAAAGAACUUCUGUUUUUUAUAUAUAUUUUCGUUUGCUAUUCUUCUUGUUUGUUUUAAAAAAUAUUGUAUAGAUUUUACAAUAAACAUUUAUAGUUAUCUUCA